Xenia sp. Carnegie-2017 is the source of this 2177-nucleotide messenger RNA. RefSeq names its product selenocysteine-specific elongation factor-like. Gene Ontology annotation, biological process: selenocysteine incorporation. NCBI's taxonomy places the organism in Eukaryota, Metazoa, Cnidaria, Anthozoa, Malacalcyonacea, Xeniidae. Gene Ontology annotation, molecular function: GTPase activity; GTP binding; translation elongation factor activity. Bases 15 to 1700 code for a protein of 561 amino acids. The transcript is spliced from 3 exons. The record is from RefSeq and is a predicted model, not a curated record.
UUAGCUUUUCUCACAUGGAGUCGACUGCAAAGAAACGAAUUUUAAACUUUAAUGUUGGCGUCUUGGGACAUGUCGAUAGUGGGAAGACGUCUUUGUGUAAAGCUCUAAGUACAGUAGCAUCAACAGCUUCAUUUGAUAAGAAUCCACAGAGUAAAUCGCGUGGAAUUACUUUGGAUCUUGGUUUCUCAUCUUUUCCUGCAUCGUUACCUGAACAUUUGAAAUCUGAACCUUAUGAUGUUUUGCAGUUUACUUUGGUCGAUUGCCCUGGACACGCGUCCCUCAUUAAAACCAUUAUUGGUGGUGCCCAAAUCAUUGAUCUCAUGAUUUUAGUAGUUGACAUAAACAAAGGCAUGCAAACACAAACAGCUGAAUGUUUGAUAAUUGGUCAGAUUACAUGUGAUAAAAUGAUUGUUGUUCUCAAUAAAAUUGAUCUUUCACCAACAGAGAAGAGACAAUAUCAAAUUGAAAAGAUGAAGAAAAGAUUUGGAAAAACUCUGGAAAACACAAAGUUUGCUGGUUCUUCCAUAAUUGCCAUUGCUGCAAAACCAGACAAUGAUGUGAAUGAUAGCUCUUGCUCAAUAGGCAUAAAUGAAAUGUAUGAAAUGCUCUCUUCGCAAGCAUUUGUCCCUCAGCGUAAUAACAGUGGUCCUUUUUUGUUUGCUGUUGAUCAUUGUUUCUUGGUACGAGGACAAGGUACUGUCAUGACUGGUACUGUCUUGAAAGGUACUGUAUCUCUUAAUGAUAACAUUGAAAUACCAUCCAUGAAAGUUGUGAAAAAGGUGAAAUCAAUGCAGAUGUUUCGACAGCCUGUAUCAAAAGCAUCGCAAGGGGAUCGAGCAGGAUUAUGUGUGACACAAUUUGAUCCUAAAUUAUUAGAACGAGGUUUGGUAUGUCAACCAUCAAGUGUUCCCACAAUAUUUGCUGGAAUAGUUAGAGUGCAAAAAAUAUCUUAUUAUAAAGGUGAAAUAGCUUCAAAAGUAAAAUUUCAUGUCACUAUUGGACAUGAAACAGUGAUGGGAAGUGCACAGUUCUUUGGCCUUCCUGCAUAUGCAGAGCUUCCUUCAGAUCCACAAAUGUUUGACUUUUCCCAAGAGUACAUCUUUCAAGAGCAUUUAUGUGGUGAAGAGACUGCUGAUGAAGAUUCUUUAUUCAACCCUAAAUAUCAGUAUGCUAUGCUAGAGUUGGAAAAGCCUGUCAAUUGUCCUGAUGAAAGUCUUUUUAUUGCUUCUUGCCUUGAUAGUGAUAUAAAUCUCAAUAAUUGUAGGUUAGCUUUUCAUGGAAAGUUUUUGAGCAUGUUUACGGAUAAAAAUUAUGCUGCCGUAAAUCUUCCCAACCUGAAAAUAUUUAAGACGAAGAAAAAAGUGGGAGAAGUUGAACGUGUUAUUGAUAAUUUUUGUUUGGUUGGCAGAGGGCUCUUUAAGAAGGAAACAAACAUUGCAUUAUUUUCAAAUCUGAAGAUUCAUCUCUCUACUAGUGAAACAGGAUUUAUUGAAGGAGGGUUUGGGCAGAGUGGCAAGUUUAAAGUAUACAUUCCUAAUGGUCUUUUACCAGAAACCUUGGCACUUAUUGGCCAUCGAAGUAAAAGAAAAGGAAAAGUCGGACGUGUUGAUGAAUAUGUGGAAAAGGGAGUCGUUGUAAAAAUCAUCCUCGAUUUUAAACGAUAUAUAUUUGAUCCUGAGAAAAAAAUGAUACAGUCAUGAAUGGCAAUAUGAUGUAAACAGGUCAAUGUACGAGGAAACUCCAGUCAAAAUGGUCAAACACAAUAUUUCGCUGGAAUCGCUGCAGCAAUAUUUGAUAUAUAUAUCUACAUAAAGUAACGCUUACCGCUUUCAUUUCAAUAACAUUUGGUGGGCUCAUGUUUCCAAGAAUCAAGCAAGAAAAAUGAAAGAACGCCAAUUGAAAUAAUUUUAAUAUUAUUAGAGUUAAUUUUUGUCUUUUUUCUCCUAAGAGGAGAAUGUUUAUUUUGCCCAUGGAUACCUUUUCGCUUAUCGGAGGCUUAGGAAGUCUUGCGGUAGCAGGAUUUUGUUAUUCUACAUACAUAAAUUCAAAGGAUGAGGCUUUGUACUUAACGGUAUGUUAGUUGUUUGUCAACAGUGCUUGUGCUUGAUGACUAGAUUAUGUUUUACUUUUUGUUGUAUGUGUUUUGAUUUGUUGUUGAUAAAGAAUAAACUGAAAAA